Molecule: messenger RNA, 1482 nt
Organism: Arabis nemorensis
Lineage: Eukaryota; Viridiplantae; Streptophyta; Magnoliopsida; Brassicales; Brassicaceae
Source: the annotation of a GenBank genome assembly
AUGGUUGAGAAAUGCUUCUUUUGCGAAGAAGAUCUGGAAUGGGUUGCUUAUGGAUCUUGUGAUCAUCGAGGGGUUUGUUCUACUUGCGUUGUUCGUAAUCGGGUUCUUCGCAAAGAUCUCCGUUGCUACCGAUGCACCUACAGAUUCAAACUUGUCUACGUUACGAAGCUUUCGUCUGAUAUUCCCAGGAGGUGGACUGAGGGCCAAAUAGGACCUUACUGGUAUCAUGAAAAGUCCAAAGCCCUCUUUAAUGACUUUGACGAGUACACAAGGAUCAGAGAGAUGUGCAGAUUCGUGUGCACUUCUUGUAACGAGACAAACUUUGAGUGCAUUGGACAGUUGAUGACUCACUUAUACGAGCGGCACAGAUUGUAUAUGUGCACUGCAUGUCUUGUAUAUUGUUCGCGAUUCGUUGGUGAGCAAAAGCUGUUUACUAAGGCACAGCUGAACCAGCAUAUAAGAACGGGGGACUCUGAAGCGGAUGGAUCUGUGAUUGAAAGGGCAGGCUUCACUGGUCAUCCUAAGUGUGAACUCUGUAGGAAUCCAUUCUAUGGGGACGAGGAGGUAUUCGUUCAUAUCUGGAGAGUUUCCUCCUGCCGAUGUCAUAUAUGCAAUCGGCUACGUCCGGGGAUUCCUGACAAUGAUGUGGAGGAUCACUUCCUCGUGGAGCAUAUCGAUUCUGAAGACGGCUAUUGGUUUGCUCCUUUCUCUAUCAUAAGAGCUUUCGACGACCAAGCACACUUGAACUUGCAUAACGCUCAUGUGCAUUAUACUACUGAGGCACCAUUACAUGUUCAAUAUGGGAGGAGUUCUUGGUUUGCACCUGGCGGAGUAUCAACAAGCGGAUGCCAAACAGAAUUAGGACAAAACUCAGGGAGUGUAGUGAGUUACACCGUGGCUGCUCCUUCAAGAAAUCAAACAGAUAUAAGUGUAACUACAACUAGUUCCUCUCGAACAAACCAAGGCCUGAUACAAUCAUUCAUUUCUGCUUUGGAGCCUGUUCAAUCUUCGAGUGCUUAUGCUGAAUCUAGUCACCAUGCCAGAGUUGGAAUGACUGGAACUCGUGCUCAUGCUUCUUCACUGUAUACUCAGUCAUCUCCAACACCGGAAGAAAUUCAUGAUACAAGAGCACUGGAGGAGCCUUCUCUUUCUAUUUCUCCCCAAGCUUCAGCUGCUCAAAAUCGCAGUUUGCCAUCUUCCUCAAGAAGCGAGAACAAGGCUUUGAGUGAAAAAAUAUGUGAUCGUCUUUUCAAGUCCUUGAAGAAAACAUCAGGAAAGUACCGCCAUGGUUUGAUCGAUGCAAGAAGUUACUUGGAGUAUUUGAAGAAUCAUGGUUUGUCUGACUUGGUUCUGGAUGUGGCUAGUUUCUGCCCUGACCGAGCGAGACGUGUGGAACUCAUUGAAACCUACCUUGCCAGUGUGAGAGAAAGAGUUGAUACGGUGGUUAGCUCUGAUGGUUCUGAGGACGAAGACAGUGAUUGA